This is a messenger RNA of Pseudo-nitzschia multistriata, 818 nucleotides long. Lineage: Eukaryota; Bacillariophyta; Bacillariophyceae; Bacillariales; Bacillariaceae. The record is from the annotation of a GenBank genome assembly.
CGUCAUGCGAGGAGGAGGGUGAGACUUUCCAAGCAACUUAGUUGGAGCCGUUCUGGAUCACCGACUCACCACUUACAUUCCACUCCUUUCUUCGACUCUAUUUCUUCCUUUACCCAACUUAGACCCGGAGGCCCACCUCCGUAUCGAAUCUAUAUUGAUUCUGGUGUGGUCUUUAUGUGUCUCACAUCAUUAGCCCCAGCAUGCCCUAUCAUUGCCCCAUUCUGUUUGCUGUAUUACGCCGUGUUCAUUCCAAUCCUUCGUUGGCUCCAUGUUUUCGUAUAUCGACCCUUCUACGACGGUGGUGGUAACCGAAUGCCUGUGAUCCAUGAGAUCAUCAUCUCUUCGUUAAUUCUUAGCCAGCUUUUGCUAGGUACUGUGUUGCUUCUGAAACAGUCCUUUAUCUUUGGAAUUACCACGACAAUUAUGACCUUCCCGACUCUUCUCUUUAGCGAACUGACGAAAGAAAAAUUCCAAAGGGCUUACAACGAUGCUGGUCUAUGGCAAACCAGCAAGCUGGACGGAUUGACAAACAAGGAAACCAUAAAAGGCAGAGAAAAAUAUCGGCGGUGGCUCGUCGAUGUCCAUAAGGCAAGUUAUGUCCCCAUUUGUCUGUCGGGAGGCGAGGACUUUUUGACGAGUCAGCCGGCUGUGGUAGUUCCAAUCGAACGCGAACUCAAGGCAGAGGGAGGGAGAAGAUCUAUUGAUCGACAGCCAACUCAAAAGGGUGCUAUAUUUCGAAGGUACGAUUUGGAGUCGUAACUUUUCAAGUAAUUUCAAAAUUGUAAAAUGUAGUGGAUUAAUAAUAAUAGGUUGUAACA